CCUUUCAACCCUUGCAGGGGUAUCGAGUAGAUAAGGACAGCAUAGAAUAUCGGUUGCAAACACGGACACGAUGAACCCCGAAUUAGUUCGACCGAGCAUGUCUGGGGACCCCGCGAUGCGGCUCGACGGAGGGUCUGGUCAAUUCCUCGGUCCAUCCAGAAUUCGCCCGAGAUCUGACAUUCCUAAAGUCUCCACCUUCCGAUGCAAAGGACUUUUCAAACAAGUCUUGCGCUGAACGGCAAGCUUGUUUUUUGGCAAUCAAUGCUGCUUCAAUGGCCUAAUGUUUCUGUCCGGUGUCAAGCCGCCUUGAGCCUGACAGUUUCUGCCGCAACCCCCCACCGAGUCUACGGCGGCAGAGCUUGACUGCAUCGGUAUUCCGGCCGAGAGGUUGCGCUUGGAAACAGUAUUUAAACUUAUUUUAUCUUGUGUAAUGGCAAUUAGUGACGAGGGCUAGGAUCGCGGUUACUGGAAGCACUCGUCACGAUGAGCACCAACAGAGUAUACAAGCUCGAUGGCACCGGACGUCUACACGGGCGUAUCGCCAUUGUCACCGGCUCAUCUUCUGGUUUAGGCAGAGAGAUUGCUCUGGCCAUUGCUCGUGAGGGUGCGUCUGUUGUCUGCUCGGACUUGAGGGAGGCUGCACGUCCGGACGGGUUCGAGGAAGACAAGGAAAUACCCACGCAUGAAGUCAUCAAAAAUAAUGGUGGCAGAGCUGUUUUCAAGAAGUGCGACCUUAGUCAUACUUCGGAAAUUGUUGCCGUCAUACAAUUUGCGGUAGAGACAUGGGGUAAGCUAGAUAUCCUCGUCAACAAUGCUGGCUUAUGGAUGCCUCUACGCGACUUUGUAGAGGAGUCGGAGGAACAAUGGGAUGCUAUGUUUGCUAUCAAUGCAAAAGGUACUCGUACCGCUAUGCAAGAGGCUAUCAAACAAUACCUCCGUCAGCCAAUCGAUGAAAUCUCGGGCUCUCGAGGACGCAUUGUUAGUAUCUCAUCGGCUGCUGGUGGGCGUACAGCAAUUCGGCGUGAGGCUACUUACGCUGCGAGCAAAGCAGCUGUAGCUAUGUUGACUCAGAACGUGGCUCUCGAUCACGCCAAGGACUACAUUAAUAUCAAUGGAGUGUGUCCAGGUGUGGUCAAGAGCGGUGCGGCUGGUAUCAAUUUCCGCACUCCAGAGAUUAUCACUGAGAUGCGGAAAACCACACCCUGGCCCAGGUUAGGAGAACCGUCAGACAUAGCCAAAGCGGUCGUCUUCCUGUGUAGUGACGAUGCACAAUGGAUUACAGGGCAAAAUCUGGCGGUUGACGGCGGUUUCACGAUCGGAAUACCAUUGUAA
Exophiala viscosa is the source of this 1332-nucleotide messenger RNA. Its product is annotated as oxidoreductase. Lineage: Eukaryota; Fungi; Ascomycota; Eurotiomycetes; Chaetothyriales; Herpotrichiellaceae. The record is from RefSeq and is a predicted model, not a curated record. The coding region runs from base 484 to 1332 and encodes 282 amino acids. The transcript is spliced from 2 exons. Gene Ontology annotation, molecular function: oxidoreductase activity.